Salmo salar (Atlantic salmon) is the source of this 5642-nucleotide messenger RNA. RefSeq names its product ADAM metallopeptidase domain 12b (gene adam12b). NCBI's taxonomy places the organism in Eukaryota, Metazoa, Chordata, Actinopteri, Salmoniformes, Salmonidae. Gene Ontology annotation, molecular function: metalloendopeptidase activity. The record is from RefSeq and is a predicted model, not a curated record. Gene Ontology annotation, biological process: proteolysis.
UGUUCAUAGCUUCUCCCUCAUUGUGGAGGAGAAGAGUGUAGCGGCUCCGAUGUAAAAUACUAUGCUGGUCUCGUGAAUCAGACUUCUUAUGUAGGCUAUCUCUGUUUUCUGUCGCUCCGGCCUACUUUUCCUUUUCAUUUUUCAAACCCACUUCUCAAUGUCUUGGAGACAUAAUUGCCAAGUUCUUGAGCGCAGCAUGCAGGGAUUUCAACAUGCUUGGAUAAAAAGUUUGACAGCUCCUCUUUCGUGGUCCAGUUCUGAGGAGUUUCGGACCUGAUCCGACUCUAGGCUACUGCUUUGCAUCCCGCAUCCUGUCAAUCAAUCGUGGACAGCAUAGUAUGGUCGUGUCGUUUCCGUAAUACAAUCCGAACACAUUUUCCCCAAAACCGGGCAACAUGACAAACUGGAGUUGGAAUAACUUUGCGUUUCUGAUUGCUUUUUAUGUCUUGUCCAUGUCCGCUGCAACGGGCAAUACAGACAACACACUUCUGAAUUUACAUGACGGCAACAGCUUGAACCAGAGUGUGCUACACAGUGUCGUCCCUGAGCCCCAACGCUAUGACACCAUGGUACCUUUCCUGCUGGAAGGGCCGGAGCGCAAACCACUCAGCCAGCUCACGUCCAGGAGUCAUCCUGCCUCACUGAGGCUGGUGGUGGAGGCGGAAGGUGAACAACUGGUCCUGGCACUACAAAAAAACCAGGGCCUGUUUGCAAGUCAUUACACUGAGACACAUUACCUGGAGGAUGGGAGUCCCGUCAGUGCUGCUCACAACUCUACGAAGAACUGUUACUACCAUGGAGAAGUGGAAGGCCACGCUAACUCUGACGUCACUCUCAGCACCUGCUCUGGCCUCCGGGGUUUCAUCUCACUUGAAAAUAAGACCUUCGUCCUUGAACCAUCGUUGGACCAGGACAAUUAUACACACAUCAUUUACCGAGGGGAAAACCUCAACCUGUCCUCUGGAACCUGUGGUCAUGGCUUCAACAUAUCCUCUGUUACACCUGACAACCAUCUAAGAAGCCCUUUCAGAACAUUCAGUACCAGGCACAAGAGGCAUGCUCAGAAGACUACCAAAUACGUAGAGCUGAUCAUCGUUGCAGACAACAGAGAGUUUCAGAAACAGGGAAAGGAUGUUGAGAGGGUGAAGCAGAGACUGGCAGAGAUAGCCAAUUACGUGGACAAGUUCUACAGGGUCCUGAACAUCCGCGUGGCCCUGGUGGGCCUGGAGGUAUGGAGCGACUCUGAUAAGUGUCCUGUCACUCAGGACCCCUUCAACACCCUGCAUGAGUUCCUAGACUGGAGGAAAGUCAAACUUCUGCCUACGAAAUCACACGACAACGCUCAGCUCAUCAGUGGGGUGUACUUCCAGGGUACCACCAUUGGCAUGGCUCCCAUCAUGAGCAUGUGCACAGUGGAGCAGUCUGGAGGCAUCGUCAUGGAUCAUUCGGAAAAUCCCCUGGGUGCAGCUGUGACUUUAGCACACGAGCUGGGGCACAACUUUGGCAUGAACCACGACACCCCGGAGCGGGGGUGUGGCUGCAGGAUGACAGUGGACCGUGGGGGCUGCAUCAUGACCCCCUCCACUGGGUAUCCAUUUCCUACUGUGUUCAGCACCUGCAGUAAGAAGGACCUGGCAGCCAGUCUGGAGAAGGGAGUGGGGAUGUGUCUGUACAACAUGCCUGAGGUCAAGGUGCUCUACGGGGGACAGAAAUGUGGCAACGGAUAUGUGGAGGAGGGAGAGGAGUGUGACUGUGGAGAGCCGGAGGAAUGCAUGAACCCCUGCUGCAAUGCCACCACCUGCACCCUAAAGGGAGAUGCCGUGUGUGCACACGGACAGUGCUGCGAGGACUGCAGGCUGAAGCCUGCUGGCACACCGUGUCGAGAAUCCAGUAACUCCUGUGAUCUGCCAGAGUUCUGUACUGGUGCCAACCCCCACUGCCCUGCCAACGUGUACCUGCAUGACGGGCACUCUUGCCACAAAGUGGACGGAUACUGCUACAACGGCAUCUGCCAGACCCACGAGCAGCAGUGCAUCACACUAUGGGGACCAGGAGCCAAACCUGCCCCGGGGAUCUGCUUUGAGAGGGUCAACUCAGCAGGAGAUCCUUACGGGAACUGUGGCAAGGACUCCAAGGGAUUGUUUGCCAAAUGUGAAGCCCGAGACGCAAAGUGUGGUAAAAUUCAGUGUCAAGGAGGGGCCAACCGGCCUGUGAUUGGCACCAAUGCCGUCUCCAUAGAAACCAACAUCCCUCUUCAGGAAGGAGGGAGAAUCCUGUGUCGGGGGACGCACGUCUACCUGGGUGAUGACAUGCCUGACCCUGGACUGGUUCUGGCUGGCACCACGUGUGGAGAGGGCAUGAUGUGUCUAAAUCGUCAGUGCCAGAAUGUCAGUGUGUUUGGUGUGCACCAAUGUUCAGGGAAGUGCAGCGGACGAGGGGUGUGUAACAACAAGAAGAGCUGCCAUUGUGAGGAGCACUGGGCCCCUCCCUUCUGUGAGAGGGCGGGGUUUGGAGGCAGCCUCGACAGUGGACCAAUGAGAUUGUCAGAUGUGCGUGUGUGUGUAUUAAUGUGCGUGUUGUCGUAUGUGACGUCAGCUGACAGCAGGGGGGUUGCCGUGGCAAUCCUGGCCACCCUCCUUAGCCUGAUGGGUGCUGGGUUCCUGGUAUUUCUCAAGAGGAAGACUCUGGUCCGUCUGCUCUUCACCAACAAGAAGACCACCAUGGAUAAACUGAGGUCUGUUGGGUCCACCAGGGCAACCAGCCCCAGCCAGACACAGUCCAUGUACAGUUCACGACGCAAGCCCCUAGCCAAGCCUCCAGGUGCCAGCGUAUACAAGCCAUCCCACCGGAGUUUGGAGCCUCUCCUCCCUUCACACAGUUUGCAUUCCCACAGCUUACGGCGGUUGCCCAACUACCAGCCCAUCCACAUCAGCCACCCCAUGCCUGUCUCCCUGAGUGUGGGACAGCAACCUCUGCCCCCAGUCCCACCCCACCACAGGGCCCUGCCGGCCCACGCUGCCCUCUCCCCACCGCGGGCACCACCCUGCCACAGCCUGCCCAGACAGCAGCCCUACAGGAUGGACCAGGACCGUGAGAAGCCCAGUCCGCCCCAGAAGCCCCUGCCUGCAGACCCUCUGGACAGGCGUGCUUGGGUGGAAAGCAGCACCUCGGUGGUGGGGGUCCGCCUCCCUGGACCCAUCCCUAUCCCCAUCCCCACCGUGCCCAGGCCCCUGCUCACCAUCCCACAACCAAACAGACAUGCACCCAUACAAUCCCUGAGACUGCCUAAGACUCAUCAUUUCGACCGCUGAUCACAAAGAAAUGGAGAUGGAAUAGUGGGGAGCUCUAUGGAUGGAGACCCAUAUUUGCACUACAAGACUCUACCAGACCUUUGCAACUUUGAAAGGGUCUCAGAGUUUUAGGAAAAGGGGACUGACUUCAAACAUUGGUGCUAUGCCUCUGAAAGGUGCUUUUGUUGUCCUCACUCAGGUACAAAUGAACUAUUUAAUGUCUUGUAACUCACUAAGCAGCAGUGUUAGGGACUGGGAGUUUAUGUUCAGUUUGUCAUUAAUAAGAACUGCUUUCACAUUCCAAGGCAUCCACUCACUUCAUAAUCAGCAACAGUGUCGGACUGACAUGUUGGACUUGUCAAUUGAGGUGUGUUUCGAGCACAGGUGGUUGGUUGGUGGCACCUUAAUUGAGGAGGACGGGCUUGUGGUAAUGCUGGAGCAGAUUAAGUAGAAUGGUAUGAAAUACAUUAAACACAUGGUUUCCAUGUGUUUAAUGCCAUUCCAUUUGCUCUGUUCCAGCCAUUAUUAUGAGCCGUCCUCUCCUCAGCAGCCUCCACUGGUUUCAAGUAAUCCAAUUCGGUGCAGAAGCAAGGGAAUUGUUCAGAAUGGACACAUACUUGAGAAUUGACAUUUUGGAUUAUUGUUCGAUCUUUGUAUUCAUACAUGAUCUACAUACAUGAUCUUUAUUCAUACAGUAUGUACCCUAAUAUGAGUUCAUUGACAGGGUAUUGGACCCAAGUAUAGAACUACAGUACCACAGAGAAAAGUAUCUCUGACCUUGAAGUUUUUCUCCGCUGGCGAACUUGAACACGUUUACAAACUUACAAAUGAUUUUGGGCUCUUACAUGCCCUUAAUAGUUCAUGUUGUGACCACAGACUUGAAGGAUAUGCUGUAGUCACCGCUUUCAUAAAUACUCAACUCUCUUACACACAGUUUGGAGUAUUUGCUGGCAGUUGUGUAAUACGUAAUGCUCCCAGCGGGGCCAGGAGAGUCUAAAAUGAGCUGACACUGCUGGGUUCCAGAGAAUUACAGCAACACCAAAUAAUGCAAUAUAACUGGGCUGGUGGAGGAGCGUGCUACACUUCAGCUCACUUGAUGCUGUGGUGUCAAGAUGACUUCAGUGUUGUGAACAGUCCAAACCCCACUUAGAUGGUGUCCAAUGUUUUAUUCAUUUUUAUCUUUUCAAAGUUUACUCAGACAAAAGUAUGCACAAGUGGUUUACUUUAUGAGGUAAUUGCCGGUACUUGACCUCAUGGUUAUCAUUAUUCAUUUAGUAUUGGAGCUCGGUCUCACACAUUGGCACACAACUCUCCUUGAGGUUUUCAAGACAAUUCCAAUUAAGUUGAAUUUGUCCUUUGAAAUAUUACAGUCUUACAGCAAAUAUAUCCAAUACCUGUACUGAAUGUCCUGUUCUUUUCCCUUUAAACUUUACUUUACUUUAAUUUGUGGACUAAGUGACACAAUUGAUUUUCAAUACAUUAAAAUGUUGUCCAAAUUAAAGUAGAGACUGUGGGUACAUAAUGUCUUGGCCACAAUAUGGUUAAUUAAAUAUAGCUCUGAUGGGUGCUGAGUAAGUGUUCAUCAUACUGCUCAGUCACCUGGCAUGGCACGGGGUGUGUGUGUGCGUGCAUGCCUGCGCGUGUGUGUAGCAGCAAGCUUACCAUAUGAAGUUAUGACCUCACUCUCAUAACUACUUUUGCAAGGUUGUUUCAACAGGAGGGAACUUUUACAUGAAAAAGUAUUCAGUACAGCAGUAAACAGGGGCACAUGUGGUUGCAUUAUUGUAGGUGUAAAACAAAAUAUCAAACCUGGUCUGCAAUGUAUUGUGAUCACCAAUAUACUGUUGUGCUUUAAUUCAAUGGAUGCAUGUGCGUGUACUCAUAAUGCAGUGUAUGUCUUGUCGCUCAAUAUUGUGGAAUGCACUACUCGCUACUCAUCAGACUUGCAUUGCGUAGUUGCAUUUACACUUUUAGUAAUCACUGUAUAUGUUCCUUUUUACAGAUUUAGAUAAACUGCUAUCUGAUGUCAGCAUUUGUCAGAUCUUCAGAUCUAUUCACAUGUAAAAGUUGCUUUCUACAAAUGUACUGUAUUUUUUGUUUCACUGUUACAUUUUCAAAUUAAAAGCCAUUGUACAGUUAGUGUAAAUAUAGUAUCUGUCAGCAAUCAUUAUUUUAUUUUACAAGAGCAGUGAGAACCACAAUGUGAUGGUUUCUCCUGUUCAAUAAAACAUGUAUUUUUUUUAUUAAACUCCAUUUGGAAUGAGGAUUAUGGUAAAAGAUUGGAUUCUGGAGCAGUUGGAGUACUUGAACAUUAUUGCGGAGCCAAAUAAAUGAGGUUUCUCUUAUGCUGUU